Molecule: messenger RNA, 4343 nt
Organism: Tigriopus californicus
Lineage: Eukaryota; Metazoa; Arthropoda; Copepoda; Harpacticoida; Harpacticidae
Exons: 8
Coding region: 780-4124 (1114 amino acids)
Biological process (GO): male meiotic nuclear division; mitotic spindle assembly checkpoint signaling; mitotic sister chromatid separation
Molecular function (GO): protein binding
Source: RefSeq, a predicted model, not a curated record
GGGCUUGACAAUUGAUCAACCACCAUGGAAACUAGAUUGAUUACCCUUUAAACCUGAGCCAGCUCGGAUUAUUCCUCUUCUUAGCCUGACUUUCAAAGCUUUCCCUAUGUGGAGAUUAAGCAAGAUUCAAACUUGGCUUGGCGCAAGGUCAUUUUGGGAGUUAUGAGCAAGAGCGGUGAAACCUCCCUCAAUUUGCUCAGCACGUGUCAAGUAAUGCACGUCCAAACGAAAUCCCCACUCAAUAUCUAGAAGGUUAUGUUUAAAAUGCAAGCAAACACCGUUGCACGCAUGACUUCCGAGUGAAAGUAUUUUUUCUUUCUUGACUGAGUUCGACCAAGUCUUAGGAGAGUACUAGCGAUUGUAUGAGCUACAAUUGUGUUCAAAUGCAAGCUUUUCAUUUGGUUCAGUUGGUUCUUGAAGGAUUUCUUGCUUGAGAGAUCAAGGAGCAACCACCACUAACAAGAACAGCACAAGCAGCGACGCCAACAACAACAACAACAACAACAAUAGCAGCAGGAGCACCAACAGAGUCCAGAGCAAGAAGGACGCCUUCUACUUUUCCAGCUUAGUGGAAAUAGCUAAAAUAACGAAGACAGAACGAAAAGGCACUCACUCUGGCUUGUUAAUUAGACCUUAACAUUGGCCGGAGUCAAAAGUCAGUCAAGAAAAACCGUCUCAUGUUAAACUGAGGAGAGUGAGUGUGUGGCCUGCAAAUCUGAUCUUGCCUGCGUUUUGUGGAUGGAAGUAGUGGAACCCGAUUUUGGAUCUUGGUGCCAUUUAUGAUUCUUCAAUUGAACUCUCUUACGAGCAACUCGCGAGAAUCUAAGAGAGCCAGUGAAGUGUUACCAACUACAAAAAUGAGCAACUUUUCCUGCUUCAAGAACCUCAAUUGUCUGAAAAAUCUUGACAGGGAUUGGGUGUAUGAGCAAACCGAUCCUGAGAAACAAAACAAAGUUCUGGAACUCAUUGAAUCCGUUCGUCGAUGGACGCUCCAAAGUGAAAACAAGUCAGAGCUCAUCUACCGCCCCUCGUCACGCCCACAAAAUCAGCGAGCCCGAGAGAAGCAUCUGAAUCAGAACAACAACAACAACAACAAUGUCCUCAAACGAAAUGCAUCCAUGCCAGACACUCGAAACCAUCAGUGGUUCGAGUCUGAGGUGGGCGUGGAUCUGGACAGUGAUACUAGUCCUCCCCUCCACAUGCGCUCGUCCAGCUCUUCCAAAGGCCUCCAUGGAGGGUCUUGCUCUAGAAGCUCGUCCAGUAGUGGAAGCCGGGAUACGGUCGAUUACGUGGUGGAGAAUGCAAAAUCAUCCCGAAACCACACAUUACCGAGGAACUCUCGCUUAGGCAGCCGGCAACUUUCGGAGCCCUCGUUCCCCACGCGAUACCGAGUCCGGUGCUCAAUCAAGGACGCCAAUCAGAACAUUAAUCCCCAAAGGGCCAAAAAUAUUGGAUUGAAGAAUCCCGGAGGACCUUUGGCAGGCGUUGGUGGAGGUGGUGGGCACUCACCCACAUUCUCUUUCGUUGAGAGUGCGGACGAUUAUAUGAAACGGAAGCAGGAAAAAUUCGACAAAUGGGACAGCGAUUUUACUCGGCGUUACAUUUACCGAGACUCCUCGAACGAUCGAUAUCGGGACAGUCCUAUUUCUACAUCCCAGAAUCCCUUACCCCCCAAGUAUGGAGUCACUUUUGGCCCAGAGGAAAGGAAACCAAACUCACGAUUCGCUGAAAGGAGGAACCAAUUUCUAAACCAAAGCUUCUCCAGUAUGCGUGAUCUUCAAAAAGAUGACAAGAUCCGACAUAUGAACGAGAGGUAUCUUUACCCCUCUGCCUCUCUCCUCCACAAGACUCUCUCCAUGGGCAAAUCAGGAGGUGUCUUUCCCAAUGAUUGUGCUUCAGAUAGUUAUGCCAAGACAACUUCUUUAAGGCCCACUGCGAAGGCCCCUCCUGUUACGAAGGAAAAAGGCACCUCCACCGACGAAUUGUUGUCGACCGAGGAUUUCCGGCAAAUGGGCACUGCCACCUACCGUCACAAGUUUGAGCAACUUUCUAGGGAGAUUCGAGCUCCCAUUCUGCAACAAGGAUGCAAGUCGCGGCGCCCAUUUGCCACCACCGACAACUCGGGUGUGGCUUUUGGUCGAUUGCCUCGACCUUUGAGUGGGAGUGCUCUGGUGGGCGGAAAAGCCUUUGUAGCCUACAAAGAACCCGUCAGUGCUUCCACGCCAAAUGAGAUCGAGAUCGAGAUCGAUAAGGCUGGUCACUUUCAAUUUCCGGCUCUGAAGAGGGCUCCCAAAGGCACUUCCACAGGAUCAGUCGGCAAGAUUUUGGGUCCUUAUGUGAGUGGAAGGAUCGCUCAAUUGGAGAAUGAACUCGAGGCUGUGGUUGGAUUGAAGCGCAAUUCCGAGGAUUCCUUCAAUUCCGUUCUGUCACAUUCUGAAGUCACUUCACAAAGCGGGUCUGAGUCCACCAUUGAUCCCGAUAUGUUCACCACGGCGGAAGAAGAUGGUCCGGACCUGAACAUGGAACAUGGUCGUCAAUAUCAUCGUCAUCCACCACCAGCCCAACCCGUCCGUCGUCAAUUGAUCCCCAAAAAGUCACGGAGCCGACUCUCUCAACCCAAAACCGCCUUCGACAAUCGCACUGUCGAUGUGUCCAUGGAGUGGGAGGCGUGCCAAACCAAUCAGGGCUUCAACCGUAGGGCAACCACUAACAACAAUUUGCCACCCAACACGUUGGCCAGUCCCGCAGAUUGGAGCCAGAACUUCCAGACGGUCACGAGCACGCCCUUGGGCAACGCCAUGAAUGCCAACAUGAACGGUUCUUAUGUGCAAGGAGGACAGCCCCCAACUCCAGAUGAAGUGGAUCAAACGGCCUACAACACCGCUGAAGAAGAUGAGAUGGCAUGGAACACCCUCACCGAAGAGGAGAGUAAUGAAAGUCAAGAUCACGAGACUACACCGACCUCUAAUGGGAAUCAAAAUCUUGACGAAUGGCAAUCAGCUGCCCAGGAUCCGAGCCAAGAAAAUUGGAACACCGUGCAAGAGUCCGAAAGCAACGUGGUUGCGGAUGAACAAAACCAGAAUGAAACGGUUGUCGGAAAGGAGGAAGACGCAUGGGGAACAGUUGAAGACGGGAAUCCUGCUGAAGAUGCCAACGUAGAAAGUCAAGAAGACUCUCGUGAUGGAGAAGAGUGGGGAACAGUCUCGGAGGGACCAUUUGAAAAGGUCGAAGACCAUGAGGACCAUAAGGAAGAACGAUUUGCAACAACAGACGGCGAACAGGUGAUUGACAACCAAAGUCAAAAUGAAAAUGUUUGGCACACCACCGUCGAGGUUAAGGCGCCUGUGGAACAGCAACAUGGUCAUGACGAUCCUGUUGAUGAUGACGAUCGAUGGCAAUCGGUAAUAGAAGAAAACCAAGGUCCCGGUCAGGAUCAAGAAUCUUCCACUCUUUGGGCUAGUGUAAACAGCACCGGUAUUGCCAGCAAUGACGAGUCCACUCUCGAACCGGAUGAAGAUGAAGAGCCUUACAGUAACACGUGGGACCAGCCCACGGAUUCAUUCCACACGAUCAAUACCGAGAACAACAAAGUCAUCAAUGCCAACAGCUCUAUAGAUCCAUGGACAGUGGCUUCUCCCACCUCACCAGUUGUCUCUCAAACUACCAAGUCUCCGUUGAAACGGACCAAGGCCUUCAAAGGCCAGUCCGGUCUUUGCGACACCGAGGAUCUCUAUUGUGACGAUGAAUUGAACGGCGAUGAUCCCAAUAUGCAAUUGGAGAUCGCCAAGGCCGUGAUCGUGCCCUCGCCGGGAGGGGACAUGCUCGACGUGCCCGAAGAUGAAGAAUCCCAUUGUCGUCGUCCUUACCCAAAUCAACCUGUGCUAGUUGAUCAAGAGUCAAUUUUGAGCAUGGACUUUCCAAGUACCGGGCCCACUUCCCUUCGAAGUAAUUGUACUGAUGACACGCCCGAUGAAGCCAUCAAGGAAGAAGAUGAAGACGCCGACGAGUUGGUGGAGGAGGACGGACCGACGUGCAAAGAGGAUCGGUUUAAGAAGCUCGUCUCUCGAGACGAAUUGGCCAAUGGUAAACUUAUCUACAGCCACAAGAGCGAGGAGAAAGUCUAACCAAGGCAGUCAGGAUUCUCGCCAAGUCUAUCAUCAUUAGCCCGGUUAUAAUCUUGUUAUCUGAAAUUGACCCGUGUUUGGAAGAAAUGUUAUAAAUUCCCUCGCCACGUCUAUCUAACCCACGUAACCUGCCUGGCCCACUCAUCUUCUCAAUAUUUCUUGUUAACCUCCGAAACUGACCGAUGAGUCUUUUCGAAAUAAAUCGACACCGGAUUUUAA